This is a messenger RNA of Cryptomeria japonica (Japanese cedar), 1061 nucleotides long. RefSeq names its product transcription factor MYB64. Lineage: Eukaryota; Viridiplantae; Streptophyta; Pinopsida; Cupressales; Cupressaceae. Bases 86 to 1039 code for a protein of 317 amino acids. The record is from RefSeq and is a predicted model, not a curated record. Gene Ontology annotation, biological process: regulation of DNA-templated transcription. Gene Ontology annotation, molecular function: DNA-binding transcription factor activity, RNA polymerase II-specific; RNA polymerase II cis-regulatory region sequence-specific DNA binding. The transcript is spliced from 3 exons. Gene Ontology annotation, cellular component: nucleus.
AUAGCCAUUUUACUCUCCAGCGCAGCAUGCAGGGUGUUCUUCUCUCCCAUAUCAAUUUCGGUAUUCUUCAUUGAAACAGGGAAAAAUGUCCUUGGCUGAUCAGUUUGCAGCUACUGGUGUGCACAAUCAUGGACAUGACAUACAAAUGAGCCAACCAGACCAUUUCAUAAAAUCUGCUUCUAAACAAGUUGGGUAUUUGGCAAAUACUUUGGUAAGUGGACAUGAGAGCUCUAUCAGUUUAUCACCUGAUAGGGAUAUAAAUCUGGAUUACCAGCUUCAUCAAAAUCAGAAGCCAAUCCGUACUCUUACUCGAAACCGAGGGCAUCAGAUGCAGAAUGUGAUUAAGGGCCAGUGGACCGCAGAGGAAGAUAGGUUGCUUGUGAAAGUGGUGGAAGAGCAUGGGGUGCACAAAUGGUCACAAAUAGCAGAAAUGCUGACAGGUCGUGUGGGAAAGCAGUGCCGAGAAAGAUGGCACAAUCAUUUACGUCCUGGCAUUAAGAGAGAUGUAUGGAGUGAGGAGGAAGAAAGAAUGAUCGUAAGGGCACAUAGAGUACUGGGAAAUAAAUGGGUGGAGAUUGCAAAAAGAAUUCCAGGAAGAACAGAGAAUGCAAUAAAAAACCACUGGAACGCCACCAAGCGUAGACAAUCUGGGCGCCGAAGAUGUACAAGAGGUGGCGGCCAUGAAAGCAGCUCCAUUUUAAGGGAGUACAUUAGGAGUUUGAAUGAUUCAAAGGAGAACAAAUCCUCCUGCAACAAUGAUGUGCCCAUGAUAAGUGAUUCUCUCUCUUUUUUCCAGUCUUCUCCUAUCAGUGACAGCAGCAGUAGCAGCACUACAAACAUCUCUUCUAUCUUGCCAUGGAAACCUGAGCUUAACUUGUCUUUUCUAUUGGAUGGGUUUUCAACUAGAGAUGAUGAAACCAUGUUGUUGGAUGAAUCCAUGGAUGUAAACAAGGUGGAUUGUUCAGAGCAUAGGAAGGGAGAUGUUGAUCUCUUUGAGAUGGUGUUUGGAUUUGACACUCUCCAAUUCAAUCUUAUGUAAAGAGAUUAUUAUUAUUUUAUGA